Molecule: messenger RNA, 3070 nt
Organism: Gasterosteus aculeatus aculeatus (three-spined stickleback)
Lineage: Eukaryota; Metazoa; Chordata; Actinopteri; Perciformes; Gasterosteidae
Gene: hspa4b
Product: heat shock protein 4b
Biological process (GO): protein folding
Cellular component (GO): nucleus; cytosol
Molecular function (GO): ATP-dependent protein folding chaperone; ATP binding
Source: RefSeq, a predicted model, not a curated record
GGUGGGACAGAGAAAAUUCUUGAAGGCUCUCACCUCUCAGCCGGCGCACCGCAUGCUGCUUGUCCAGCUUCAUGGAACAAGAAAGAGGGUGCAUCUCAGUCCGCUGACUCAAACCCACCGUAGCCUGCCGUCGUUUCUCAGCAGUGUCUUAUAUUUCCGGUCUUCCUUGUGCUUAUUGUAGUCCGCGCGGUUCCGUUAGCUAGUGAAAAUGUCGGUUGUCGGAUUUGACGUCGGGUUCCUGAACUGCUAUGUAGCGGUAGCCAGAGCCGGGGGGAUUGAAACGGUCGCUAAUGAAUACAGCGACCGAUGUACACCAGCAUGCGUUUCCUUUGGACCCCGCAAUCGAGCGAUUGGUGCUGCGGCUAAAAGCCAGAUCGUCACAAACUGCAAGAACACAGUGCAAGGGUUCAAGAGGCUUCAUGGCAGGGCGUUUACGGAUCCCUACGUGCAGCGCCUCAAAAACAGUUUGGUCUAUGAUAUUGUACAAAUGCCCACAGGAACAACUGGCAUCAAGGUCAACUACAUGGAGGAGGAGAAGGUGUUCAGCGUUGAACAGGUUACCGCCAUGCUGCUGACUAAGCUGAAGGAGACAGCGGAGCAUGCGCUCAAGAAGCCUGUGGCAGACUGUGUUGUGUCUGUUCCCUGCUACUACACGGAUGCUGAGAGGAGAUCAGUAGUAGACGCUGCUCAGAUCGCCGGUCUCAACUGCCUGAGGCUGAUGAAUGAGACGACUGCAGUUGCACUGGCAUAUGGGAUCUACAAACAGGAUCUCCCGGCUCCGGAGGAGAAGCCCAGAAAUGUAGUGUUUGUGGACCUGGGCCAUUCUGGAUACCAGACAUCAGUGUGCGCCUUUAAUAAGGGCAAAGUCAAGGUCCUUUCUACAGCUUGUGACCCCGAGCUGGGAGGAAAGGAUUUUGAUGAGAUGUUGGUGAGGUACUUCUGUGAGGAUUUUAGCAAGAAGUACAAGAUUGAUGUCAAGUCCAGGCCCAGGGCUCUGAUCAGGGUUUACCAGGAGUGUGAAAAACUGAAAAGAGUGAUGAGUGCAAACUCCUCUGACCUGCCGUUUAACAUCGAGUGCUUAAUGAAUGACAUUGACGUCUCUGGAAAGAUGAACAGGGGUCAGUUUGAAGAGAUGUGUGCUGAUAUUCUCGCCCGAAUUGAGGCUCCACUGCAGAAUCUGCUGGAACACGCUAAACUGAAAAGGGAAGAUAUCUAUGCAGUAGAGAUUGUGGGAGGAGCUUCCAGGAUCCCAGCAGUCAAAGAGAGGAUUAGCAAAUUCUUUGGGAAGGAGCUGAACACCACCCUGAAUGCUGACGAAGCUGUGGCCAGAGGAUGUGCCCUGCAGUGUGCAAUCCUGUCACCUGCAUUCAAAGUGCGUGAGUUCUCGAUCACAGAUGUUGUCACCUAUCCCAUCUCCUUGAAAUGGCCUUCAGCUGCAGAAGAAGGUCUGAGCGAUUGUGAGGUGUUUCCUAUGAACCACGCAGCACCUUUCUCCAAGGUGCUGACCUUCUACAGGAAGGAGCCCUUUUCCCUGGAGGCGUACUACAACAAGCCCAGUGAGCUGUGCUACCCCGAUCCUACUAUUGGUCAGUUCCUCAUCCAGAAGGUUAUCCCGCAGGCAUCUGGUGAGAGCUCCAAGGUGAAAGUCAAGGUGCGGGUGAACAUCCACGGUAUCUUCAGUGUGUCCAGUGCCUCCCUGGUUGAAGUGCAGAAGUCUGAUGAGACCGAGGAACCCAUGGAAACGGAACACGCCAAUGAGAAAGAGGGAGAGAGCAAAAUGCAGACCGAUCAGGAUGAGCAGCAGGGUCAGGCAGACGGUUCGAAAGAAGCAGAAGAAAAGACGCCCCGCGAGAAUGAGGAGAUGGAUACCACCACAGAGGAGGGCAAAGGCGAGAAGAAGUCCGACCAGCCCCCACAAGCCAAAAAGCCUAAAGUCAAAACAAAGGUUGUUGAGCUUCCGAUUGAAAACAGUCCACAGUGGCAGCUGGCUGAUGACAUGCUCAAUCUGUUUGUUGAAAAUGAGGGUAAGAUGAUCAUGCAGGACAAGCUGGAGAAGGAGAGAAACGACGCAAAGAACUAUGUGGAGGAGUAUGUGUACGAAAUGAGGGACAAGCUGCACGGGGUCCUUGAGAAGUUUGUCAGUGAGUCUGACCGAGAUGCGCUGUCAUUAAAGCUGGAGGAUACCGAGAACUGGCUGUAUGAAGAUGGAGAGGACCAACCCAAACAGGUGUACAUCGACAAACUGACAGAGUUGAAGAAACUUGGCCAGCCCAUCAAGGAGAGGUAUACCGAGGCCGAAAUGAGACCAAAAGCAUUUGAGGAGUUGGGAAAACAAAUCCAGCAGUACAUGAAAUUUGUGGAAGCAUUCAAAAUGAAGGACGAGCAGUACGACCAUUUAGAUGAGGCUGAUGUCAAGAAAGUGGACAAACUGACAAGUGAUGCAAUGAUGUGGAUGAACAGCUCCAUGAACCAGCAAAGCAAACAGAACUUGACAGUGGAUCCCUCCGUCAAAGUAAAAGACAUUGAAGCAAAAACAAGGGAGCUGUUCUCCGCUUGCAACUCCAUUGUGACCAAGCCCAAACCCAGGGUGGAGCUUCCCAAGGAAGACAACCCUGCCGAGCAGAACGGGCCUGUGAACGGACAGGAGAAAGCGCCGGAAGAAGCUGCCAGCAAAGCAGCGACCGAGAACCCUGGCUCAGAAAACAAGCCUGACAUGGACCUCGAUUAAAGCCGCCCAACGGCCCGCUAAGCAAAGCUGAACGGGAGCUGGUUGUUUCAGAUUGAGAUGCAGCCUGGGUGUAUAUCAGAGCAGGUUAAAUGUUUCAGGAAGUGCACUACACAGUCAAAAAGCAGGAAGGGUGAUUAGCAAACGGAGAGCAGCUCCUGGUGGUAACUCUGUCUGAUGACCUAGCAUGCCCUCUCCUUCUGGAUAACAUAAAUCUAAAGCCAGCCGCAAUAAGCCUGUUUGACGAUGAGCGCUGUACACAUAAUGGUAUUUAUUUCUGUUGUGUGCCCUGUACGUGUUCUGGUCUGUGUCACAGUAUGGUUUUAAUAAAGUUCCUUAAAACCA